UGCUCGUGCAGAGCUGUCUGCUAGCUUCCCGGCUACAGCUCAUUAAAAGUUGUCCAGAAUGUUGUGCAGAGGCUGAGGCUGGUGCUUCCAGUUCCGCAGACGGGUUGUUUAGGUCACAUGCUCGUCAAUACCUCCGUGGAUAUCCUGACAAGCGAGUCUCACUUCCUUUAAUUCACGGGACAGUGGCUCAUCUUCCCCUCAGCGGAUAGAGGAGACCGGGUCCGGAUCCGGGACAGACACCCUGAGACCCCCGUACCAUGCACUGAGGCUGCGGGCUGUGAGUGACGGAGGAUGGGGCUUCUGGACAGAGCUGCCCUCACCUGCAUCCUGACCCUCAGUCUGGGAUGGUUCCACGUGUUCGCCCUCAAAUCUCAACUUUUUAGCAGGUUUGGGGAACGGUCGACCCCGAGUGAGACCCCCAUCAGCUAUGAGACAUUCUACUUCGACCAGAAGAUUGAUCAUUUUGGAUUCCUCGAGGAUGGCACUUUCAAGCAGCGCUACCUCGUCUCUGACAAACACUGGCAUCAGUCCGGUGGUCCGAUCCUGUUCUACACCGGCAAUGAAGGCGACAUUACCUGGUUCUGCAACAACACUGGCUUCAUGUGGGAAAUUGCAGAGGAGUUGGGCGCCAUGCUGGUUUUUGCAGAACAUCGUUACUAUGGAGAGUCCCUGCCAUUUGGGCAAGAGUCUUACAGUGACAGCAAACACCUGAACUACCUGACCUCAGAACAGGCCCUGGCGGACUUUGCGGUUCUGAUUCAGAACAUGAAGAACAUGGUACCUGGAGCUCAGAACAGUCCUGUCAUCGCUGUCGGAGGCUCCUAUGGAGGGAUGCUCGCAGCCUGGUUCCGGAUGAAGUAUCCCAGUGUAGUAGUUGGAGCUCUGGCAUCCUCAGCUCCAAUAUGGCAGUUCCCUGGUAUGGUGCCAUGUGGUGCCUUCUACAAAAUCGUAACACAGGACUUUGCCAAAAGCGGCCAUAACUGUGAUGCGAACAUCAGAAAGUCAUGGAAAGCAAUUAAUAAUAUUUCCUCUACUGCAUCUGGUCUUCAGUGGCUGUCGGAGGUGUUCAGUCUCUGCACUUCUCUUAAAAACAAAGCAGAUGCAGCGGCGUUCAAGGCCUGGCUCCAGGAGACAUGGGUGAAUCUGGCGAUGGUCGAUUACCCAUAUGAGGCUAAUUUUCUGGAGCCACUUCCUCGAUGGCCGAUCCAGGUGGUGUGCAAGUACCUCAGUUUUGAUUCCCCGGUGUCGGACUACCAGCUGCUACACGGCGUCUCCCAAGCAGCUAAAGUCUACUACAACUACACCGGAAGCACCUCCUGUCUUAACAUAUCUCAGACGGCGACUGGCAGCCUGGGUGCCCUCGGCUGGUUUUACCAGGCCUGCACUGAGAUGGUGAUGCCCAUGUGCACAGACGGCGUGCAGGACAUGUUUGAAGCAGAUGAGUGGAACUUCCAGGCCUUCUCUGAUGAGUGCAGCGCUAUGUUCGGUGUCAGGCCUCGGGCUGAAUGGGCAGGAACGGUGUACGGGGGGAAAGACAUCGCCUCCCACAGCAACAUCAUCUUCAGUAACGGAGGCCUGGACCCGUGGUCUUCCGGGGGGGUAACUGUUAACAUAUCUGCCUCUGUGGUCUCCAUCCUGAUCCCUGAUGGAGCUCAUCACCUGGACCUGCGCUACAGAAACGACAAAGACCCGCCCUCAGUUCGUGCAGCGCGAGCGUUGGAGCUGCAGUACUUUAGAGAAUGGAUCAAACAGGCGAAAAAGGUGAACUGAUCGCAUUCAACCAACGGCUUCUCGGCGCCACACGGGGUAACGGGGAUGACGAAGCUUUAAUUCACUGGACACGGUGGUUCUCACAGUUGCUCUUUUUACGCCAAAGGUUCUAUCUUUGUUUGCUGAAGGAUUU
Molecule: messenger RNA, 1903 nt
Organism: Sphaeramia orbicularis (orbiculate cardinalfish)
Lineage: Eukaryota; Metazoa; Chordata; Actinopteri; Kurtiformes; Apogonidae
Gene: prcp
Product: prolylcarboxypeptidase (angiotensinase C)
Exons: 9
Coding region: 292-1770 (492 amino acids)
Biological process (GO): negative regulation of systemic arterial blood pressure; angiogenesis involved in wound healing; regulation of blood vessel endothelial cell migration
Molecular function (GO): serine-type exopeptidase activity; dipeptidyl-peptidase activity
Source: RefSeq, a predicted model, not a curated record